ACCGCUUCAACUUCCCGAAGGACCCAGAGAACUGGAGGGAAGAGGACCUCAAGGAGCUCUGGGCAGAUGCUCCUUUGAAGAUGACGAAACCUGGUUGGGAUCCAGUUUGGGCCGACGAGGAAGAUUGGGAGGUUGUUAAGGAGGAAAUCAGUGAGGGAAGAGACCCACAAAUUGCGCCGUUCUACAUGCCAUAUCGGAAAUACUAUCCAGCCGUACCAGACAACCAUCACGACAUUGCGAACCCCAAGUCAGUAAUCGAAGAGCUCGAUCGGAUUGAGGAGUUCCUCAAAUGGGUCAGCUACAUUUUCGCGGAUGGGAGCUCAUAUGAAGGCACUGUCUGGGAUGACUUGGCUCAUGGAAAAGGUGUUUAUGUAGCUGAAGACGGGCUGGUCAGGUAUGAAGGUGAAUGGCUUCAAAACAAUAUGGAAGGUCAUGGUGUUGUUGAAGUUGACAUACCUAGCCCCGAACCUGUGCCAGGUUCUGAACUCGAAGCAAAAAUGCGUGCAGAGGGGAAAAUCAUAUCCCGUGAUUUCAUGUCACCAGAAGAUAGAGAAUGGCUGGAGAUGGAUAUUGAAGAUAGCAUCCGUUUAGCGGGUGGAAAAUAUGAAAUUCCGUUCUAUGAAAAUAAUGAAUGGAUCCGGCGGUUUGGGAUAAAACCAGAGAAAGGUCGAUACCGAUAUGCCGGGCAGUGGAAGCAUGGCAGGAUGCAUGGCUGUGGUGUAUAUGAAAUCAAUGAGCGUCCGAUAUAUGUAGGUGCAAAUGAACAAUUGUUAGGUGCUUUGAUUUUGCUUCUUUGUCUUGCCAAUGCACGUUUUAUAGAUAAGGUGUAUAUGCCAUAUCAGAUACACUGACCGUGGUAAAUCUGUUGGAUGGUCAUAUGUGUAUGGUUGACAUCAUAAUUUUGAAGAAGCUAACUAACGAUAUAAUUGGGAGUGAUAAAAUUUGAUCAACUGUUCGAUUAAUUAUUUCUGACCUUGCUAAACCUGUGUCUGGACAAGAUGUUUGUCUGACAUCUGUUUCGGACAUGAAUAGCUUGUCUGAAUUUGAAACUGAGUCAGGUACAGUUUGAGAAUUUGGAGAAGUUGACCUGGUUUGUCUUAUUUUGAAACAUUUGAAUAUGAUAAAACUUAAUAAAAAUAAUAUUAUU
Molecule: messenger RNA, 1147 nt
Organism: Telopea speciosissima
Lineage: Eukaryota; Viridiplantae; Streptophyta; Magnoliopsida; Proteales; Proteaceae
Product: protein TIC 100-like
Exons: 5
Coding region: 81-851 (256 amino acids)
Cellular component (GO): cytosol
Source: RefSeq, a predicted model, not a curated record